Molecule: messenger RNA, 1618 nt
Organism: Paramecium sonneborni
Lineage: Eukaryota; Ciliophora; Oligohymenophorea; Peniculida; Parameciidae
Source: the annotation of a GenBank genome assembly
AUGUGGUUAGAAAACAAUGAAGGAGAUAUUCCUAAAGAUUAUGCUAAACUAAAAUAAUAAAAUAUUAAGUUAAGAAAUGAAUUGAAAUAAAUUAAUGAAUUUUUAACUAAAUAAAUCGAAAAAAAAUAGGAUCAACAAAAUAGUCAUAGAAAUUAAUUAAACAUUAAUAGUGAAUUGAGGGAAGGUUUAAUUUUAUAAUUAUUUUAGAUACUCUAAGAGCUGAAUUAUAAAAUGCUUAAAAAUAAAUAAAGAUUCAAUUGAAAUAAAUUUAAAUUCUAUAAAAUAGGCAAGAAAUGCUUUCAUUAGAUAAGUAUGUGUAAUUCUAAUAAUUUUAGUAUUGUUCAAUUAUAAUCAUAAGUAAAGAAAUUAAUGGAUAAAAUAAAAGAACUUGAAUAGGAAAAAAAAACUUUAAUUAAUAUAAAUGGAAAACAAGAAAAAAAGUUAAUUCAACUGUCUUAAGAUGAUUUUAUUAAGAAUAGAAUAGAUUAAUUAGAAUAAGAAAAUAUAGUUCUAAAAUAAAAAGUAAUCGCACAAAAUAAAACUGAAAGAUCUUAAUCUGUGUAAACAGCUAAGAUUGAACCAAUGAUAAAACCUAUUUAAUUAACGUAAAAACAAUAAGAAUUGAUAAGAGAGAAGGAUCUUUUUAUAGUAUAAUUAAAUGAUAUUUUUAUAGUCUUAAUUAUAAGAAAAAUUAGGAGAGUAAGAAAAACAUAUCAGAAUAUUGAAUAAUCUGAAAAGUUAAUAUGAUAAAUAAAUUAAUGGAAUGACUCAUAGAAUUAAGUAACUUGAAACACAAUUAAUGAUUUUAAGUUAGUAAUUGUAAGAGAAAGUAAUCGAAAUUUUGUAUUCAAUAGAAUUCUGAAUUGAACAGAAAAAAUCAUUUAUUACCAAAUUUAAGUGCCAGAAAUAAUAGAUAUUAAUAAUAAAAAAUAAAUUUGAGUGUUGAUAAUAGCUUAAAUGAUAAACCUAAGAAUCUUCUUCAAUUAAAUUAUUAAUAGUAUACAUAAGCAACUACUUAAUUAAAGUCUAAAAGUUAGUAAUCUUAAAAGUUUUCUUCAUAAACGUAAAGAACUCAAAAUUUGUAAACUACUGAAUAAAAUCAAGAUUUAAAAAUUAUUAGAAUAGAAUAAGUUGGCAAAUAAAAUUUAUUGGAAUUUCAUUAUGAUAUUCCUUAGUAUUUGAGAUUAUAUAAUCUAAAAUUAUGGUGGAAGAACGAUUACUUAUCUGGUUUAUAAGCAUAUUACCAUAGUGUUGAUUAGAUAGUGUAUGGUUAAAUAUUCUGUUUAAGUAAUUUAGAGGAAUAAAACCCUUAAAUAUUUGAAUUAAAUUAAUCUGAUUGGAUAAAUUAAAUUGGAUUUGGUUUUGAAAAAGAUAAAAUAAGUAUAAUGAUAAAUAUAAAUUUAAAUAGAAUUUGUAAAGAUAAUUUCAAAUUAAAAUUGUGUUUUGAAAUUUGGAAGUGAAAUGGAGAAAAUUGAAGAAAUAAGAUAUGGAUUAAAUGAAAUUAUAGGGACAAUAGAAGUUUCUUUUAAUGAAUGUAUAAUAUUUAAUUUUUAUUUUAGUGUUUAUAGCAAGCAUUGGUUUUAAAAUAUUUGAUGAGAGAUUAUUUGAUAAAAUAUGA